CACCACAGCCUGCCCGCCUCGCCGCGCCUUCGGCGGCAGGGCAUGGAGCGAGCCGGGCAGAGGGACGCGGCAUUCGUAGAGGCCGCACCGCGCUCAGAUCGACGCGGUGCCGUCUCGCCCGACCGGGACAACUCCUCGCUCACCUCCUCCCCCGAGGGCCGCGGCAGCGGCGGCGGCGGUCGCGGCGGUGGCGGCGGCGGCAGCGUCGGUGGAGGCAGCGUCGGUGACGCAGGCAGCGGCGUGGGUGACGAGGGGAAACUGUCACCGGACAUCGAGGCGCUGGAGCGGUUCAUCGACAGCUGCGUGCUGCAGUAUCGCGUGGAGGGGACGCUGCGUGACGACGAGCAGCCCGACUCGGACUCGUCGCCCGUCGCCUCGCAGGGCUCUUCGGAUCGGAGCGACAAGCGGAGCACCCGGGCCUGGAAGGGUCAGCGAGGAGGCCGAGGUCGGAUUCAGCAGCGGUGGAUCAACAGCCCCCCGGUUCAACGUGGAAGUCCCUCCCCACGGCCCAGAGGAGGCCGUACAGGCCCCCAGCCCAAGCCUCGAGUCCAAGACCCUUCGUACGAUGUAUGGGCGGCGAAUACGAACCCUUACGACAGCGGCUGCAGCUGGGACGUGCAGCCAGACGUCCAGGAAACGUCGACCUCCCAACAUCAAAGCCUCUCGAAGCAUCCCAACCACACAGAGCACGGUGACAGCGAAUGCCAGAACGUGGGCGACGCGGAGGCUGCGAUCAAGGACGACUCGAGGGACGACGGAUCUUCCCAGGUCGUCGAUGGCGACUCUGCUACGCGGGCUGUGAACUCCGGCCAGGGCAGGAGACGUGAGCGCAGCUCCAGGAGGCUGUACUGCCCUCCGGGGGUCCGUGCCACCCAACAUCACGGGCACCACCAUCAACACCAGCCGAACCAUCACUAUCAGCAGCAGCAGCAACAACAACAGCAGGAUCAGCAACAGCAACCACAGCAGCAGCAGCAGCAGCACUACUCUCCGGACUCGCUUGCGCUGUUACGGAGAGGCGGCGGUAGACGGGACAGCUGGGGCAACCAGCACCAGGGCAGAGGAGGAGGCGGCGGCGGCGACGGCGGUGGCGCUAGGAACUACAGCCAUGCGCCAGCGGGCUCGCCGCGCAGGCGCCACGGCAAGAGGGGAACGGACGCGGGAAAGGGCGGCGACGGCGGCGGCGGCGGCACGGGCGGCCGGGCGGCGCUGGCGCCGACGAGCAACGGGCAGCUUGGCGGGGCCGGAGAAGGAGCGCACGGGAGCAGAGAGCGCGGAGCGGGCUGCGAGUGGACCGGCGGUAACGGCGCGAACGACAAGCGGGAUGAGGAGUCGGAGGAGGGGAAGAGGCCGGGUCCGGAGGGAGAGCAGUCGGUGCCACGGGGCGGCGGCGGUGGCGGCGGGGGUGGUGGCGGCGGGGGCUUCCCUGCUACCCAGGGUCCCUCCUCACGCGAUGUGGUCGCGGGGUCACGGCACGAGCAGCGGCCGAGGAUGGAGUUUGCUCCCAGCCCGGACGCCCCGCUGAGCAACAGCGUCGACAUGCUCUCGCAACUACUCGACGACAUGAAGAGCGGCGGCGGCGGCGCCGGUGCGGACGACGGGAGGCUGGAGCGCGUCGUGGGCGAGGCCUGGCGCCACGCGGAGGCGGACGAGGCGGCGCUGAGCGGCGUCGUGAGCACCCUGUUCGAGGGCGCCAUCGCCAACCGGAGCGUGGCGGCCGUCAUCGCCCGCCUGUGCAGCCGCAUGCUGGCGCUGGCGCCGCACGGGAACAAGUUCCGCGGGCUGCUGCUCAACGCGCUGCAGUGCGAGUACGGUCAGCGCGCCGACACGCGUCGCCGCGACGUGGAGCGCUGGCUGGGCUUCGUCACCUUCCUGUGCGAGGUGUACGGCACGAUGCGCAGCAGCGCGUCGGAGCCGUACCGCGUGCUGGCCAUCCCUGUCUACACCUGCCUGCAGGAGCUCCUCAAGGCCGAGGAGUUUAAGGAAGACGCCGUCCUCUGCUGCUGUUUGGAGCUGCAGAGCGUCGGGCGGCUGCUGGAGGAGCAGCUUCCGGGGGUCAUGACGGAGACGCUGGCGCUCGUGCGCGACAAGAUCCUGAGCCCGUCCGAGUCGGCGCUGAGCCGCUCGCUGCUCCUGGAGGUGGUGGAGCUGCACGCGACGCGGUGGAGCCGCCUGGCUCCGCACGCCUCGCGCUACUACACGCGCACGCUGCAGCAGCAGCUCACCACGUGAGGAGCGCCGCAGCGGCGAGCGACGAUGACGAUCGCCGCAGAUUGGCAUCGCUCGCCCAUACGCCUGUGUCGAUACACCCAGCUGCCAACGUUCGUCACGCAGGCACACUGCCGCACCCUAGCAAACGCGCGUGCACACGCGCACUCGGUUACCCGCACGUGCGUCGCUAACACGCACCACACACCCUGUCACCCACGCGACGCACACACUCUGCCGUGGCAACCCACACACACACCCUGGCACCACAUCCCACACGUACUCUGCCACCUCUGACCACGACACUGCCACCCUCGCACCACACACCCUGCCACUCAUUUACAAUUCACCCCUCACCACACACACUGCCACCCCUCGCACAUGAACUCGUGCGCCCACCCGCCCCCUAACUCUUCAUCCCUCUUUCUCUACCUCCCAUUGUUAACUGUCUCUUUCUAUCUCCACAUUUAUACAGAUAUUUCUCGCCGUUUCUCUAUGCAUAUAUCUCCAUAUCUCUUUCUAGGCGUUCGCUAACCUCACUUUGUCUGGAGUGUCUUUAGAUCAUCAUCGUAUUUGCUUUAUACGAAGACAAAAUGUGUUUUUGCGAGCACCCGUGAAAACUGGCACGGCACAGGAUGGAGUGGGUUGGCCAAUACUGCGCCUGGCCGCUUUUGACUCCCCAGUGCCGAUAUUUACACACACACACCACAGCGGGUACCCACUUAAGGUCGAGUCGACCUAGGCAAGGCCUAAAACCGGUUCAGAUAUUCUCCACUGUUAUUGGUUUUGAGCGGGUAAUGGAACUCGGGACGCUGGGUUGGUAGCGCAGCGCGCUAACCACUACGCACACACAGGCCAAACACACACACACUCACUAUUGGAACCUCAU
Lethenteron reissneri (Far Eastern brook lamprey) is the source of this 3097-nucleotide messenger RNA. Its product is annotated as CBP80/20-dependent translation initiation factor-like. Gene Ontology annotation, biological process: regulation of translational initiation. NCBI's taxonomy places the organism in Eukaryota, Metazoa, Chordata, Hyperoartia, Petromyzontiformes, Petromyzontidae. Gene Ontology annotation, molecular function: protein binding; translation activator activity; RNA binding. Gene Ontology annotation, cellular component: cytosol. The record is from RefSeq and is a predicted model, not a curated record.